AUGGACAGCCUGGUGGACGAGGCAUGCGGCUACGGUCGCUACCAGCGGGUGCUGCUCUGGCUGGUGCUGUACCCAGCCCAGGUAUCGUGCGGGCCGCAACUCUACGGCCAGCUGCUGAUGUUCCUCGAGCCCGACCACUGGUGCCGGGGCUCGCCGCCGCCCGAGCACUGGGCCAACGGCACCGAGCGCCUUCAGCUGUGCGCGUCGCUGUCCAACGCGUCGACUGCCUGCCCCGACGGCUACGAGUACGACCGCCGCUUCCUGGGAGACGACGAAACCGCCGUCACGCAGUGGGACCUCGUGUGCAACAGGAGGAUUUUGGCGACCCUCAGCAUGUUCCUCUUCGGGACCGGUCUCCUCGCGGGCCACUUCCUCUCGGUCCUCGUUUCGCACAGGUGGGGCCAACGAGCCUGCUUCACAGCGUUCCUGUUCGUCCAGUGCCUGUUCGGCAUGCUCGCCGCCCUGUCAUCGAAGUUUCUCGUGUUCUUGCUAUUUCGAACCUUGGUGGCUGUUGGAACGGCAGGGACGUGGACGUCGCUCUCCAUACUGGUGGGCGACCUGGCGGGCCGGAGGCAUCGCGCCGGCGCCCUGGUCUGCUCGCGGCUCGCGCACGGCCUGGGCCUGUUGCUGCUGGGCCUGGUGUCGCUGGCCGUCCGCGGCUGGGGACACCUGGCGGCCGCCACGUCGGUGCCCUUCGUCGCCUUCCUCGUCUACUGGAGGAUCAUACCGAACUCCCCAAAAUGGCUUCUUGCUCGCGGGAAGCUCGAUCGAGUGGAACAACUGUUGGUCGCCAUCGCCCACACGAACGGAAAACAGGUUGAUUUCCUGUACUGCGAGAAGCUCCGCGCGUCCCUGACGCGCCUGAGCGGCGGCGAGUGCAGCGGCAGCGCUGCGGUCCUCCACUUCCCAGCGCAGCUGCCCUGGGUCCAGUCCGCGAGGCGGCGGCGUGUUGUCGUCGUGCUCAUCGUCGGACUGCUGACGGGCGCCGUGUCGCUGGCACAAGUGUACCUGGCGGCGAGUCUGGCCGGCAACUCGUACCUGCACCUGCUGCUCAUGUCGUGCGCCGAGCUGUCGGCCUGUGUGGCGCCGCUCGCGUUGCUCGAGCGCGCCGGCGGCGGCCUGGUCGUCUUCUGCGGCUGCUUGGCCGGUGGAGCCGCCUGCCUCGCCCACUUGGCCCUGGCCGGGCGUCCCUGCCUGAGCCUGUGCCUGCUGGCGGUGGCCAAGGCGUCGGUGGGCAGCUCGCUGGCGGUGCUACCGGCCUGGUUGCUCGAGGGUGCGCCCUGCCCCGGGCACCAGCAUCUCGCUCACCUGGCGCAAGCUGCCGAGCUGGCGGCCUUCCCCGUGGUGCCGCUCCUUUUCCCCGCGGACAGCCCCGAGACGACACUCGCCGUGUUGAGCGCACUGCUGGCGUUCAGCUGCGCCCUCUCGGUGCUCGCUUGCGACACGAGGCGCGUCCGGGGUUUCUGGUGCCUGUGGCGACCUGACGCGCCCUGGGGAGCCUGGUCUUGGGAGAAGAGCAGAGACAUGAAAUGUCGGAGCAUCGCCUGGGAGUUCAAGUACCCGCAGGUUCCGUCUCCGAUUCCAAGCUUAGUGAAAAGACAAGAAGAAAGGAAGCACGACGGUCGCUGCAGUGGUCGCCUACGCUUGGCUGAGGUCGUCAGGGUGACCGUGGUUUGAGGAUUGAAAUGCGAACAUACUUCGCGUCCUACAGGAACGUCCGCACUGCCAUCUUUAUCGUCCACUUCAAGACAAGACGACACAAAGAAGAACCAAAAGAGAAACUUUUGUCUGUGCCGUCUUCAUAUCUUGUGUUCAUUCAUUUGUGUGCCCUGAACUUACCACGUACUUACAAAUCAAAUUUCGCGCUGUACGGCGAAGUACGCCUCGGGCCAAUGAUGCAGCAAGAAACUGAACAAUUAUGGGCUCCUCUUUAUUUACGGUGUGCUUUUACGGUGUGCUUUACGUAACCAAAUGUCGUGUUUGGGAGCUGAAUGGCAACAUUUCAGAAAUAUCUUUUUUUUUCAUAAGAAAAAUGAAUAAAUUGAAAAAUAAAUAAAUGAAAAACAUGUCA
Dermacentor albipictus is the source of this 2071-nucleotide messenger RNA. Its product is annotated as beta-alanine transporter-like. Lineage: Eukaryota; Metazoa; Arthropoda; Arachnida; Ixodida; Ixodidae. Gene Ontology annotation, biological process: transmembrane transport. The record is from RefSeq and is a predicted model, not a curated record. Gene Ontology annotation, molecular function: transmembrane transporter activity.